ACUUUUUUUUUACUCCUGGAUUGACUUAAAAAACCUUGGACAAGUAGUCAAAGUAAGGCAAGAGGAUAAAGUACUGUACUCUGGGAAGCAUUGCCACCACUGCACCUGCCCCACUGAGGAUACCCCCUCAAAGUGGAUACCAUCAAUGGAAACCUUGGCACAUUUAUGGACAUUUAAAUCUCAUUUGACCAGCAUACAGCAACUGAAAUUAAGAAGUCCUUCAACGUAGCCCAACUAAUCACUAAAGGUUGAGUCCUCCGGAAAUCAUCUUGCACUGCAUGAAAUCUGACCUUUGUAUCUUAACAGUACAAUUAAGGUAAAAGUUCUGGGUGCUAACUGAUCUGCUGCCUUGUCAUAGAAGAUUGUUCAGUUGACAGUCAUGUCUCAUCCAUCCUGGCUGCCUCCAAAGAACCCUGGAGAAUGUGUCAGCCAUGUGCGUAUGGAGACCACACCAUCAUUUGGUACUCCAAGUAUCUCUGUGUCUACACAGCAAACACCCAAGAAAUUUGCCCCUAUUGUAGCACCCAAACCAAAGUAUAAUCCAUACAAACAAGGAACUCAGUCUGUUGGAGAUGAUGGAGAUUUUCCUCCUCCACCUCCUCCAUCAAUGGAAGACCUUAGCAACCUUCAGCUGCCCUCCGGGUCUUUUCCUCCACCACCACUUGGAGAUGAUGAAGCAGUAUUCAAUGUUAAGGUAAAAACAGGUGGUAAAACCAUUGAAGAACGUCGCUCAAGCUUGGAUGCUGAAAUUGACUCACUGACAAGUAUACUGGCUGAUCUUGAGAGCACUUCUCCAUACAAGCCACGCAAUCAGCAAGGUUAUGGAACCCUUGGCUCUUCUGCAUCUACUCCAGUUACAGGGCACAAACGGAUGGUGAUUCCUACUCAGCCACCUCUUACAGCUACUAAGAAGUCAGCAGCUAAACCACAGCCUUCUCCUCAGACCCAAGCCCAGCCACAGGCCUUUACACAGCCUCCAAUAAGUCAGGUAGCUGCAACUCCUGUGCCAAAACCUCAGCCUGUUCCAGCCUCAUAUACUACAGCUUCAACUCCUACCAAGCCAACUUUUAAUGUUCAAGUCAAGACAGCCCAGCCUAGUCCACAGUUCUUACCACCUAGUCACCAGCCAGUUCAAGGAUUUAACCAGCCAUAUGUUCCCCAACAAGCUCGCUCCCCAGGACCGUCAUACUAUACUGCUGCACCUCGUGGACCAGAUUUUUUAUAUCCUUCUCAGCAGGUUCGUUUACCUGAGCCAAGCUAUGGAUCUGUACCUCCUUCAGUUCGUUAUCAAGAUCCUUACUAUUCUGGGGGACAGAUGUAUGAAGGAAGGUAUGGACCAGAACCAGUCUAUGUCAAUCAGAAUGUGUGGAAACCAGAGCCAGGAUAUCCUGUUUCCACUGGUGUUCAGUCUCCUUCUGGAACAUACCAGCCUGCCAAUAUCAAGAAAACGUACAUCACUGACCCAACCCCAGCAGCUCCUGUUCUGCAACCGAAGGGUGGCUACCCAUCUUCAUUUCCAGCUCCAGGACCACAUAUGGCUCCCACUCUGGCUCCGGCUCCAGCGCCAGUUGCAGCUCCCACAGUCAGGCCUGAAGAUGAAUUAGAGCGUUUGACAAAGAAGAUGCUCUAUGAUAUGGAACACCCUCCCACAAAUGAUUACUUUGGGCGCUGUGCUCGCUGUGGUGAGAAUGUUGUUGGCGAAGGUACAGGAUGUACUGCCAUGGAUCAAGUGUUCCAUGUGGAUUGUUUCACCUGCAUGACAUGCAGCACUAAACUCAGGGGACAUCCUUUCUAUGCUGUAGAGAAAAAAGCAUACUGUGAACCCUGCUAUAUUAGUACAUUAGAGAAGUGCAAUGUUUGCUCUAAGCCAAUCAUGGAACGGAUCCUCAGAGCAACUGGAAAGCCAUACCAUCCCCACUGCUUUACUUGUGUUGUGUGUCACCGCAGUUUGGAUGGGAUUCCAUUUACUGUGGAUGCAGCCAGCCAGAUCCACUGCAUUGAAGACUUCCACAAGAAAUUUGCACCACGUUGCUCAGUAUGUAUGGAGCCAAUUAUGCCUGCUGCAGGACAAGAGGAGACCAUUCGCAUUGUGGCACUGGAUAGGGAUUUCCAUGUGCAAUGCUACCGAUGUGAGGAUUGUAAGUGUCUUCUUUCUGAAGGAGAUAAUCAAGGUUGCUAUCCUUUGGAUGGAUGCAUCCUGUGCAAGACCUGCAAUUCAGCUCGAAUCCAAGCCCUGACUGCUAAGGCAACCACUGAUCUCUGAAGGCAGUACAUUCCAGAAUCCACACAGUAAAAACACAGUGAGCAAAAUUGCAGUAACCUAUUCCAGGCUUGGAUCCUUUAUAGCUAAAUGGAAUUUUAGAAAGCACUUUGAGACAUAACUAUAUUAGGAGUUUGUGCCUACAUUUUCAUAUUCUCUUUAUCUCAGUAGAUGGCUGCAUGGCAGUUUACAUUCUUUAUCCUAAUGUCUCUAGAAUUUGUUUCUAAUAGAAUGGAUAUAAUUUUUUGUUUAAAACUGUUAAUUCCAAAUUGCCUUUUUAUCUAAAAAUGCAUAAAAAAAAGAAAGAAACAUAAAAAUUCUAAAAAUCUGAAAGUGUUUUUUCGUAGGGUGAAUCCAUUCUUUGAAAUCCUGACAGUUUAGGUAGUUAAAUGGUAGAUAAACUCAUCUUGACAAUAUACUUUAAUACAUUAUUGAUUUAUAUUAAUGUUUGACUUUGAAAAUACACAGCACACAUCAUUAUACAGUUAUUUUAGCACUGGAUAUUUACACCAGUUUCUACUGGAAUUUGGUAAAGUGUAUACAUUUAUUUUUAAUGAUAGCAUUCCUUUCAUCUUAGCUAUUUGUAGACAUCCCAUUUAUUUUGGGUGGCAGAAGGAGGUAAUAAGACCAGCUAGCUGUAGAAGAGGCUCAUGUAGCUCCAACCUGAACUUUAGAAAAUUUUUCUUAUAACACGACUACAUUUUUUUUGAUUUGGCAGUCAUUGACUCAACUCUUCUUUUUUAAAUUAUAAUUAUUGACUCCAUAUGGUUUCAUGCAUUUAAGAAAAAAAAACUUAUGUAGGGAUAUAUAGACACAGGUGAAUUUCAUUUGAAGUCACAUGCACUUUUGUAACAAAAAAACAAAACAAAUUAAAAUACUAGUAAGGUACUCGCCAUUUAAGAUUAAAGAGGACACCCUGUUUUGUUUCAUCUAUUAGUAGAAAAGUAACUGUGCCUUAAUAUGAUCAGUUUUAAUUGCUAAUAUAAUAUUACAUAUCAUUGUAGGAUAUACCGAUUGGCUUCUGUGCUGAUAUAUAAAAUUGUUAUUUGUAGAAAAAUGCUUUAAAACUCAAGACUGGUAAAUUGUUAAUAGCUGCACCUUAAAUGACUUCUGUGAGAGUAGCAACUCAUUUAGUUUCUCACUGUGUAGUGCAGAUAUAUAUUAAAUUAAUCAGCACUUUUAUACAAGCAGACAAAAUAUACAAAUGCUGUACAAUCAUGAUUAAUCAUGUUUACAUUUGCAUUAUAGAAUAUUUGAAAAAAGGUAUAAUUGAAUUAAUGUUAUUUAUCCACUUCUCCACUGAUUAACAGAGGGGAAACAUUGUGGCUUUAUGAUAAGAGGGAUAAAUUAAAUCACAAAAUAGUUCUAAACAAAUCUAAGUGGUUCAUUGCUGAACACAUGUAUGCACGUUUACUGCUAUACCCUGGUAGGAGCAAAUCUUCAUAGGUGGAUUACAGUGCAUUGAUAUGCAAAACACUAUAUUCUAUGCAAAACAGAAUUAAUUUUAUAUAUAGUUAAUAUUACAUUGAUCAACUAGUAUUAUUAUACUUAACAUUUUAAUAUAUUAUAAGUAUCUUUAUAUCUUUUUCACUGUGAGUGGAACAGUUAGUUUCUCUCUUUUUUUUAGAUUUUAUUCUUUACAUGCAGUUGUUAUUAUUAAAAUGUAGCUUUAUAUUUCUUGUAACAAAUAUUGAUUGAAGAGCAUGUAUAAACAUAUCUAGUAGUUAUCUUUCCACUCUACCUUAUGGUGAGGCUUACGUCACACUGUUCACCCAAAUAUGCAUAAUAUAAGAUGAUUUGUUUUUGACAGCUUUUUUAAUGCACUGAUGCUCCUUGCCAAAGACAGAUUAAAAAUUAAAGGUACACUGUAAGUUCACCUUUAUUUGCAUCUUGCUUCAAAUACAUUAUCUUUGCUUUGUUAAAAUAAUACAUAGCUUAUAUAUUAUCGUAUUAUGGAUUAUUUUGAGUGCCUUGGGAGGACAUCUGUUCUGUGUUAUUAGCUGAAGUAAUGUAUUAUUUUCUCACACAUAGUUACACCUGUGCUUUGCUCCACAGUUGACUUAUCUUUUUAUUAAUCACUGCAGUACUACACAAAAUUCCAUUGUUUUAAUGUUUACAAAAUUAAGAGGCUGUUCACUAUUUUAAAUUAAUAAAGUGUAUUGAUUUCUAUGCAAAAUUAUACUUGGAUCAAAGCAAUCUACAUGUAAUACUUAACUAGACAAGUCAAGCACCAACACUCUUGUAUUCUUAUCAAGUUGUAUUCUUGUUUUUCUCAUGUCUGACCUGUUUCUGGUAAAUAAUAAUCAUGCACACUCAAGGACACAUAUAUAUGUGUCUGCAAGACUGUACAAGAAAGAUAUUUAGUACUAGUCUUCUGUAUUGUUUAAUGUGUGAUUUUUGUUUAAUUUCAUUCAUUAAAACAAAUCCUUGAUUAAAUCACUACAAGCAAUUAAAAUCAAUUAAAGACAAAA
Molecule: messenger RNA, 4731 nt
Organism: Protopterus annectens (West African lungfish)
Lineage: Eukaryota; Metazoa; Chordata; Ceratodontiformes; Protopteridae
Gene: LPP
Product: LIM domain containing preferred translocation partner in lipoma
Exons: 13
Coding region: 380-2263 (627 amino acids)
Biological process (GO): cell-cell adhesion
Cellular component (GO): stress fiber; focal adhesion
Source: RefSeq, a predicted model, not a curated record